Molecule: messenger RNA, 1791 nt
Organism: Gossypium raimondii (Peruvian cotton)
Lineage: Eukaryota; Viridiplantae; Streptophyta; Magnoliopsida; Malvales; Malvaceae
Product: pentatricopeptide repeat-containing protein At4g15720
Exons: 1
Coding region: 65-1693 (542 amino acids)
Biological process (GO): RNA modification
Molecular function (GO): RNA binding; protein binding
Source: RefSeq, a predicted model, not a curated record
GGACCGGUCCAAGUAACUUCACUCAUAUUCUGUUUACCAAAAUAGAAGUAAUGAACAAGAUGACAUGAAGAAGCGGUUAAGCCAUAAUCUCGUUUCAGCCGUUAACUCCCUACAUCUUUCCGGCUCAAGUAAACCGUUAAGCUUCCAUAAAAAAACCCGAUUCAUCCAAACCGUUCAGACUUGCAACAACCUCGUUUUACCAACCUUAACCCACUCCAAAAUCCUUAAAUCCGGUCUCCUUAAUGACACCAUCAUCACUAAUCAUCUCAUUAAUGGCUACAUUAAGUCCCAACAAAUAUCCCAAGCACAUCAGGUGUUUGAUGAAAUGCCCGAACCAAAUGUUGUCUCCUACACUUCUCUUAUGUCAGGUUAUAUCAGUGCGAGUACGCCUCAACUUUGUCUUUGGAUGUUUAGAGAAAUGCAUAAUAGUCCGGUUUUGCCGAAUGAUUUUACGUUCGCCACCGCGGUAAACGCUUGUUCGAUACUUGCUGACCUUCAAAAAGGGAAACAAGUUCAUGGUCUUGUGGAGGUUUUCGGGUUUCGGUUUAACCUCGUCGUUUGCUCUUCGCUUGUUGAUAUGUAUGGGAAAUGCAACGAAGUCGAUUUUGCUCAGCUGGUUUUCGAUUCGAUGGCGGAUAAGAAUGUUGUUUCAUGGACUUCGAUGAUCACUGCAUAUGCUCAAAAUGGAAGAGGGAAUGAAGCACUUGAAGUUUUUAGAGAAUUCAAUUUGUUAGAUUGGGAGAUUCCAAAUAAGUUUAUGUUGGCUAGUGUUAUAAAUGCUUGCGCGAGUUCGGGGAAGUUGGUUUCGGGGAAGACUACACACGGUGCAGUGAUCCGACACGGUCACGAUUCGAAUGAUGUAGUUGCUAGCACAUUGGUAGAUAUGUAUGCCAAGUGUGGUUGUAUCGUUUAUGCUGCUCGGGUUUUUCGGAGAGUUCGGAAUCCUUGUGUGAUCCCAUAUACUUCCAUGAUUGUAGCUGCUGGAAAACAUGGACUCGGGAAAGUUUCUAUUGAACUUUUUGAGGAAAUGAUUGAUAAAAGAAUAAAGCCUAAUGAUGUUACUUUUGUUGCCGUUUUGCAUGCUUGUAGCCAUUCUGGUCUAGUAGACCAAGGCCUCGAGUACUUCAACUCGAUGUCCUGGAAACACGGGGUAGUCCCAGAAGCAAAGCAUUAUACCUGUGUUGUUGAUAUGCUCAGUCGAAUUGGUCGUUUUGACGAGGCAUAUCGGUUAGCAAAAUCGAUUAAGGUGAACCCUAAUGAAGGCGCUUCGUUGUGGGGGACGCUUCUAUCGGCUAGUAGACUUCAUGGGAGGCUAGAUAUUGCCGUUGAAGCUAGCAAAAGGCUAAUAGAAUCCGAUCAACAAGUAGACGGCGCGUACGUUACAUUGUCGAACGCUUAUGUUUUGGCCGGUGAGUGGGAGAAUGCUAACGAUCUUCGGAAGAAAAUGAAACAAACCGGAGUCUGCAAGGAACCCGGCUGCAGUUGGAUCGAUAUUAAGGACUCGACUUACGUUUUCUACGCCGGAAACAUCUCGUUCAAGAGAGGGACCGAGGUAUUGAGAAUGUUGAAGGAGUUGGAAAGAGAAAUGAAAGAGAAAGGAAGGAGUAAAGGGUUGGUAUUUGUUGACGUGGAAGAGGAAGCCAUGGAAGAAACUGUUGACCAUUGGUUGAAGCGAUUGAAUCGAGAACCAUGAUUUAUAUGGUCUAAUAUAUAUAAAAAGAAUAUAUAUAUUUUGUUUAAAAAACACAAAUAUAUAUAUAAAAAAUAUGAUCACAAAUUUGUUAAACUUUA